This is a messenger RNA of Pelagomonas calceolata, 878 nucleotides long. The record is from the annotation of a GenBank genome assembly. NCBI's taxonomy places the organism in Eukaryota, Pelagophyceae, Pelagomonadales, Pelagomonadaceae.
GCCUAAUUACGAACGCAACGCAUGCAUAAAACAGCCGCAAUUCUUUCUUACAUAUACCUCUCCAUACCUCGCAAUACUGGUACUGCGGUACCUACGGUACCAGCAAGUACCGUAGGUAUCAGCGGAUACAACCAAAAACAUAGUAAGGGCCAAAAUAAUGUUGGGUAUAAAUUUGAUUACCAGGGUUCCGUUUUGAUGCGCCAAGGCCACCCGAAAGGCUGCAUAGGAAGAGGAGGCGUGUACUCUGUGGCCGGACCUCCCGAUUGUCCGAGCAAAUCCGAGUCCCUUCAAGCGCCUUACUGGCAGGCUCAGGCUGAGUUCGUUUUCAAGUUCGAGGCGGAACGACACGAACCCGCGUGCCGCUCGACGGCUAACGCAUUACUUUGGCUCGCUUGUGUCCACUCCUCUGCCUAAUGUUCUAUUUCAGCCCGCAACAACGGUUUCAUACAGUUCAACUAAAGCUCAACAAGAUGGGGUCCGCUGGAGACGCGGUCUGCGGCAGAAGAAGUUUUAGGAGGCGGUCUAUCGAUCAUACAGAGGGUCACGGUUCCAACAAGACUAAUACUACCAGCUGUGGGGGAGCUAUGCCGAUUUCCGGACCUCAUAUCUCUGAUGUAUGGAGAGGCAAGGAUACAGUUUUAGGGUGCGACGUAAGGCCGUAUUGAACCGAAAUACCGCGGCAGCGUCAGGGGCGCAUCGGGGGCCGCCGCGGGGUUGCCCAGAGGGGAAGCGUCACGGUCCCCGUGCCCGGGUCCUUCUUUACUUCAAGUUUCAAUUUCACUGGCAUGUUAUUUGUUUAUCUAUCUAUUAAUUACCUCAAGUUACUGGUAGUACACUAUCAGAGAGCAAUGGCGAGCUGGACCUUUAAAGGUCCAGCU